Messenger RNA from Papaver somniferum (opium poppy), 858 nucleotides. Its product is annotated as F-box/LRR-repeat protein At1g55660-like. Bases 1 to 858 code for a protein of 285 amino acids. NCBI's taxonomy places the organism in Eukaryota, Viridiplantae, Streptophyta, Magnoliopsida, Ranunculales, Papaveraceae. The transcript has a single exon. The record is from RefSeq and is a predicted model, not a curated record. Gene Ontology annotation, molecular function: protein binding.
AUGGAAGGAACACCAUAUAUUGAUGUUAAAGAUAGAAUCAGUAGGUUGCCUGAUAACUUAAUUCAUCACAUUAUGUCUUUUAUGGAUACUAAAUAUGCAGUGCAGACUAGUGUUCUAUCGAAACGGUGGAUUCAUGUUUGGAAAUCUCCACCGUUUCUCAACUUUGAUAGGUGGUCAUUUUCAGUAAACAAAAAAGAUAGUUUCGUCAUGUUUCUGUUUUCAUAUGAUAAGGCCAAAUAUGUUGAUAUUAUUCUACCAAGAUCAAUGAGUUUACCUCGGCUUAAAAUGUUGUUCUUAUAUGGAUUAUCAAUCUCCAAUGUGGAAUCAUCUAAAAGACUCUUUUCAAGUUGCACAGUUCUUGAAGAUCUACUAAUAGCUGAUUGCGAUAUACAGACUAAUAACCAAAGGAAAUUGAUUGUUGAUUCUGUCACCCUUAAGGAGAUUUCGUACACCUGUUGGCGUAGAGAUCUUUUGCCCCAAAAUGAUACUAUCGCUACCAGUGUCAAGUUAUGUGCUUCAAAUUUGGAAACUUUCACUUGCAGAUGUUUCUUGGCGCAAGAUUAUUCUCUAGAAAUCUGUUCUCCACUAUCCCGGGUAUACUUCGAUGUGACACUCAAUGUAAACGAAAAAGAUGAGACUGCAGAAGCAUAUUCAAGUUUGACCUCAGAGGAAAAAGAAGUGUAUGGUAAACGUGUAAUGCAAUUUCUAGGAGCUGUAUAUAUGGUGAAAACAAUGAAAUUAUCACCUGGAUUCCUUGAGGUACGGGUGCUUCCUCUCUUCCAUAUAACAUAUUUGCAUAUAUGGUUUAAGGAAUUGCCUAGUCAAAUCUGUGAGAAAGCCAAGGGUGCUUCUGCUUAA